Messenger RNA from Pseudonaja textilis, 2631 nucleotides. It is a transcript of the gene MBNL3, whose product is annotated as muscleblind like splicing regulator 3. Gene Ontology annotation, biological process: regulation of RNA splicing. The record is from RefSeq and is a predicted model, not a curated record. NCBI's taxonomy places the organism in Eukaryota, Metazoa, Chordata, Lepidosauria, Squamata, Elapidae. Gene Ontology annotation, molecular function: RNA binding; metal ion binding. Gene Ontology annotation, cellular component: cytoplasm; nucleoplasm.
CGCCUCGCUGCGCCGCGCCUCCUCCGCCUCCUCCUCCUCCUCCUCCUGCGAAGAUGGCGGCCCGCACGAGCCCCUCAUGCUAGGCGCGCGCCGCAGCCCCAGCCCGCCGCCCUCGCCUCCAGGGCCCGCGGCUAGCUGCUUCCCCCGCCGCCGCCGCCGCCGCCGCUGCUGCCGCCGCCUCAGCCGCCGCCGCCGCCUCGUUCCCCUCAGCCGCCGCCGUAGCAGCAGCGGAGCGCCGCGCAAGGUCGCUGAAAAGUGCCUUCCUUGAAACUGGCAUCGCUACAGCUGCUUCGACCCCCGACUUGGGCUUUCCCUCACCUGCACUGCGAAGGGGAUCGAGAGCGCCCACCACCCUCAGCCGCCUCCGAGCCCUUCCGCCUGCCCCCUUCUUUGGAAAGAAGACCCCCUCCGUUGCUGCUGCUCGGUGCGCGCGGGGCAUCUCGGCCAGCGGUUCAACCGCCAUCGCUUGUCUUUUCCCUCACCUUUUUCCAUUUGGUCCACACGGUCAUCUUUGUGCCCCCUUCUUCUUCCCAACUAUGUAACAAACUCGAUCCUGUACAAAAAAGAAACGAAGAAGAAAGACAAAAACAAACCGAAGGAAAUAGAAAAAAAAAAGAGAAACAUUUCGGUAUUAACGCUUGCAGCUUUUGUAAAUGUUUCAGGCACAGGAUGAAAGGAUAGAAACUUGCUAAAGGUUUCUUUUCUGCCAAGAAACAAAAAACAUUCCCCUCAGCCUGUACCGUUGCAGCUGUGUUUUCUUGGACUGAUCUGGUUUUGUGCGGGGAUAGUUGAAACCCACAACUUGAGAGCACAGAAACCUGUGAGGACGCAGUAAUAGAGGAAUGCAAGUUGUUUUGAAAUAAUUUUGGCAGUGGCACAAAACAUUACAUAUAUAUAUACAUAAAUAUAUAUAUAUAUACAUAUAUACAUAUAUAUAAAAACAUAUAUAAAUAUAUAACAUUUCUAUUUUAACUUUGACAAUUGCACUUUUAGGAGCUGGCCUCUAAUUUGAUUUUUUUAGUUAAUUCUGAUGAGAUUUCUAUUUUAUGAUUGGCUAAAAGUUUAACCUUUUCUUUUCAACAAGCAUAAUUUGAGUUCAAUGAAACCUAAGUGCUGACGAAUAGAAAUUUUACCAAAGCAACAAAGUUAUUUCUUCACAUUUUUAACUUGAAUUUCCUUUUGAUAAAGAAAUCCCCUCACAGACACAGACACACACACACACUUUUCCCUUUCUUCAAAAGAAAUCUAUUCACCCGAAGAACAUUGUGUUCCCCCUGUUCCUACCCUUUUUAACCCCCUUUGGGGGCAGUUUUUAAAAUAUGGCGCUGAACGUUUCCUUGGUUCGUGACACAAAAUGGCUGACGCUGGAAGUCUGUCGGGAGUUCCAGCGAGGAACCUGCUCUCGUUCUGACACAGAGUGCAAGUUUGCCCACCCUUCCCGGAGCUGCCAUGUGGAAAACGGACGCGUUAUCGCCUGCUUUGAUUCCCUGAAGGGUCGCUGCACUCGAGAAAACUGCAAAUACCUUCACCCUCCACCACACUUAAAAACACAACUUGAAAUCAAUGGGCGCAACAACCUGAUCCAGCAAAAGACAGCCGCUGCCAUGUUUGCACAGCAAAUGCAGUUUAUGGUCCCUGGAGCCCAGCUGCAGCCGAUCACGACGUUUCCUGUGACUCCUUCGCUUGCAACCAGCCCCACCAUGGCGUUCAGCCCCUACUUAAGCCACGUUUCUCCAGGGAUGGGUUUGGUGCCUGCAGAGCUCUUACCAAACACGCCCGUCCUGGUCUCCAGCAACCCCGCGGUUUCCAUACCCGGUGGCUCCGCGGGGCAGAAACUCAUGAGGACAGAUAAAUUGGAGGUGUGCCGAGAAUUUCAGCGUGGAAAUUGCACGCGGGGCGAGAACGACUGCCGCUACGCUCACCCAAUCGAUAUUGCCAUGAUUGACACGAACGAGAACACGGUCACGGUGUGCAUGGAUUACAUCAAAGGCCGAUGCUCCAGGGAGAAAUGCAAGUACUUUCACCCCCCUGCGCAUUUGCAAGCUAAAAUCAAGGCAGCUCAGCACCAGGUGAAUCAAACAGCUGCGACCGCAAUGGCAUUGCCACCUGGUGCCCUUCAACCUUUACCAAAGAGGCCAGCACUUGAAAAAAACAACGGUGCCACCACAGUCUUCAGCCCAAGCGUUUUUCACUACCAGCAGGCCCUUGCCAACAUGCAGUUGCAACAGCCUGCCUUUAUCCCAACAGGGUCUGUGCUGUGCAUGGCACCCGCAGCAAACGUUGUUCCCAUGAUGCACGGUGCUACGCCCACCACUGUUUCCGCAGCAACUACACCCGCCACCAGCGUUCCUUUCGCUGCAACAGCCAAUCAGAUCUCCCAGUUAUCAGUCGAUGAGCUGAACAGCAGCAUGUUUGUGUCCCAGAUGUAGAAGCCGCACCACAAGUCCUGUCAGCAUCCCGGAGAGAGAACGGUGGCACCACCCCCCCGUGCGUCGUGUUUCCUCCUCCUCCCUCCUGGCAGGAAGCUCAAGUGGGCUCUCUGCUUUCUGCCCCCUCUCCCUUCUCUCCGGCAUCGGCAACGUCCAUGCUAACCAAAAACUGAUCUGUGGGAAUGUCAAAACGAUUUUUUUU